CUUCGAUCUUCAACGAAAAAGAAAACUGUUCGUACGGAAUAAAACACUAGAGAAAGAAAAAGAUAAAGAGGAAGCAAAAAAUGGUGGAUGAUUUCAUGGUAUGUGUAGAUAGAAUCAUAGCAUCGGCAGCUUGUUUUGAGUCGUCUUCAGUGAAUGAAGGACAACCAAAUUCAACAAAAAAUGGGAAUACUAAUGGUGUUUCUGUGAAGAAAACAAGAGACGACGAUGAUGAUGAAAAAGAAGUAGAAGGAGAAGGAAAAAAAGGGUCUUGUUCUAAGAAGGUUAAAGAGAUGAUGGAGUGUAGGAUAUGUCAAGAGGAAGAUGAUUUGGUUUCUUUGGAAGCUCCUUGUGCUUGUAAUGGCACCCUCAAGUUUGCUCACAGGAAGUGCAUUCAAAGAUGGUGCAACAAGAAAGGUGACAUAACUUGCGAAAUAUGCAAACAGGUUUUUUCACCAAAUUAUUCUCUUCUUUCGUCCAGAAGCAGUCCAGAUGUUUUGGCCAUUGACAUAAGGCAAGCAUGGAGCCCACAUCUUGAUCUCCGUGAUUCACACCUUCUAGUGCUAACUGCUUCUCAAAGCCAAUUACUCCAAUCAGAGUAUGAAGAUUAUGCUAAUGCAAAUAGUGGUAGCCUUGCCUGUCUUCGCUCUGUUGCCCUCAUCUUGCUUAUCAUUUUGCUCUUACGCCAAGCCCUAAUGUUGAUAAGAUAUUCUGGCAUGAUGCAGGAGUUGUCAGCUUUUAUUAAUUUUCAGGUUUUGCUUCUCCAAUUUGCUGGCUUUCUUCUUCCAUGCUAUGUGAUGGCUCGCAUGUGGUACUUACAAAGUCGAAGAAGGAGACAGGGUUGAACCAGGUGUAUGUGUCAACUGCAUUUUUACUAUGAGGCUCUUCUUUCCUUCCUUGCUGAGGACAGGCAAGUUGAUUCUUGUAUGAUAGAUGUGCCGAAUUUGGCUGAAAGUCAAGUGGCUAAAAUCCUUUGUAUCUCAAUUAUUGAACUUGGAAAAAAAUGUAAAUGUGAUUAUUAGUUCAUUAGUUUUUUUUUUUUUUUCUUUAUCUGUUUUCUCCAUUUGGUUUAGCAGUUGAUAUCACUUUCAUUAUAGCCCUCUGGUAAUACUCAAAACCCAUGAGCUUAUCCUAGCUAUGGUUGGCACAUUAUUGGCUUGAGACCACAGGCAGCUCUUCCU
Durio zibethinus is the source of this 1178-nucleotide messenger RNA. NCBI's taxonomy places the organism in Eukaryota, Viridiplantae, Streptophyta, Magnoliopsida, Malvales, Malvaceae. The record is from RefSeq and is a predicted model, not a curated record.